Xiphophorus couchianus (Monterrey platyfish) is the source of this 2809-nucleotide messenger RNA. RefSeq names its product nucleoredoxin (gene nxn). Gene Ontology annotation, cellular component: nucleus. NCBI's taxonomy places the organism in Eukaryota, Metazoa, Chordata, Actinopteri, Cyprinodontiformes, Poeciliidae. Gene Ontology annotation, biological process: negative regulation of protein ubiquitination; negative regulation of Wnt signaling pathway. The transcript has 8 exons. Bases 350 to 1606 code for a protein of 418 amino acids. Gene Ontology annotation, molecular function: thioredoxin-disulfide reductase (NADPH) activity. The record is from RefSeq and is a predicted model, not a curated record.
GAGAAGUGAACUCUCAUUUAGCAACAGCUGGUGUAAAUGAGCGACUCCGUGCUAAAUGGGAGUCAUCGCGGUUGCAGACAGGGAGAUUUAAGCGACGCGCAUUCCUGCACAGCGCUCAGAGCGGAGGGACGAGCAAGAGCCGCGGCGAAGCCCUCACCACCGCAACGCCUCUCUCCUUACCUCCGGGGCUCGGAGCUCCCCUCACAAACCCCUCGGUGGAGGCGAAAGGAAGUGCUGGGUGUCGCCCCGAACACACGCCGCGGUUACAUGUGCAGCAGCCUCGGCUGAAGAGGGAGCGGGAGGGGGGUUACGGCUGUGGCUGCGUGUUCUCGGACCGUGUCGAGCCGCGAUGUCGGAGUUUCUGGUGAGUCUGCUCGGGGAGCGGCUCGUGAACAGCGAGAAAGCCGAGGUGGACGUGCAGUCUCUGGGCGCGAGGCUCUCCCUGGUCGGGCUCUUCUUCGGGUGCAGCCUGAACGCCCCGUGCAAGCAGUUCAACGGAAGCCUGUGCGAGUUUUACAGCCGCUUCAAAAAGGCGUCCGAGCAUAAGGACAAGCUGGAAGUCGUCUUCGUGUCGUCCGACCAGGACCAGAAACACUGGCAGGACUUUUUGCAGGAGAUGCCGUGGCCUGCGCUACCUUUCAAAGACAGACACAAAAAGAUGAAACUAUGGAACAAGUACAAAGUAACCAGCAUCCCUUCGCUGGUGUUCGUGGAUGCAGCGACAGGAAAGGUGGUGUGUCGAAACGGCCUGCUGGUGGUGAGAGACGACCCUAAAGGUCUGGAGUUCCCCUGGGGGCCGAAGCCCUUCGCAGAGGUGGUGGCGGGGCCUCUGCUCCGGAACAACAGGCAGACGGCAGACAGCAGCUGUCUGGAGGGACACUAUGUGGGAGUGUAUUUCUCAGCACACUGGUGUCCGCCGUGUCGCAGCCUGACCCGAGUCCUGGUGGAGUCCUACCGAGUCGUCAAAGAGUCGGGUCACAAGUUUGAGAUCGUCUUCGUCAGCGCCGACAGGUCAGAAGAGUCUUUUAAGCAGUAUUUCAGCGAGAUGCCGUGGCUGGCCGUCCCGUACUCGGACGAGGCGCGGAGAUCUCGACUCAACAGGCUGUACGGGAUACAAGGUAUUCCCACGCUGAUCCUGCUGGACGCCGAGGGCCGUGUGAUCACGCGACAGGGCCGCGUGGAGGUGCUGAACGACCCGGAGUGCCGGCUCUUCCCGUGGCACCCGCGGCCCGUGCUGGAGCUGAGCGAGGCCAACGCCGUGCAGCUCCACGAGGGGCCCUGCCUCGUCCUGUUUGUGGACGCUGAAGAGGAAGGUGAACUGGAGCCAGCCAAGGAGUUGAUUCAGCCAAUAGCAGAGAAGCUCAUGGCCAAAUAUAAAGCCAAGGAGGAAGAGACGCCGCUGCUGUUCUUUGUUGCCGGAGAGGACGACAUGAGCGACUCGCUGCGGGACUACACCAACCUCCCAGAGGCGGCGCCCCUGCUCACCAUCCUGGACAUGUCGGCUCGUGCCAAGUACGUCCGCGACGUGGAGGAGAUCACGCCGGCCGUGGUGGAGCAGUUCGUCAACGAGUUCCUGGCUGAAAAGCUCAAACCAGAGCCCAUCUAAAAGAGAGGCUUUGAGCAGGAAAUGGACAUGCAGAAUGAGACUGUCGCUCAACCCAGAUCCGUUCUCUCUCUCUCACACAUACACACACACUCGCCUCCUCUCUCCGUCUCCCCUGCUCUCAUUCACCUCCACUCCUGACUGUUAGAAACAAAUGUCUCCUUACGGACAUUUUGACCAUGUUUUUUUUAAAAGUCCUUUUCCUCUCUUUAUGGAGUCCUCUCUUUCUCCCGUGGUGCCUUGCAUAGUCCAUACAGUACGACGGCGUGUUGGGGCCAUUGCAGAUAGAGGGGAGGGGGGGGAGAAGAGUACAUUUCUGCCCAAAAUCUCAAAAAUUUUGAGAUUAAUUCCUGAAAUCUUCUAGAAAAAAUAUGGAAAUUUCUGAGUUUGAAAAGUGUAAAAUUUUCCACUUUCAAAAUGAGUUUGAAGAGUUGAAAAUCUUCUACAUUGAAAGUUUUUCUACCAAUUUUUUUGACUUUUCAAACUCAAAUUUCUUUGGGGGUUUUUUUCUAGAAAACUUUUCCGAUUAAUCUCAAAAUUUGAGUUUUUCUACCAAAUUUUCAACUUUGGACCUCAGAAAUGUCCUUGUUUUUUUUUGGUUUUUUUAGAUAUUUUCAGAUGUUUUGGUGGAAAUGUACUCCUUUUUUUCUGUCUACAAUGGCCCUACUACACCAUCAUAAUACAGUAAUAUAUAAGGAUAUUCUGUUUUUGUCUUUUUUAUAUAUAUAUACACACAUUAGCAUUUUUUUGAGACGUGGAGACAACCUGAGAAUCGAUACAGUGGACCUACUUAUUGAAGCUGAUGCUUUGCUUUCUAAUCUCACUGCAAGAUCUGUGUUGCUUUUGGUUUCUGUAUGAUGCUGAGAAAGAAUAAAAAUGCAGUCAUGUGGUAAUUCACCUGUAUAACAGAGGAUCGGAUGGAUGUAGCUGUAGGCCUAUUUAAACAAAACCGUGAUGGGUGCUCACUGUAAUCGGCGUGCAGCUCACUGCCAAACGACUCGCCGGGUGUUCAUGCUGGUUUCAUCUCAAAGUCGUUUUGAGGAUUUUCUGUGAAGGUCCCCGAAUGGGGAAAAAAAAAAUGGACGGGAUAUUUCUACGAUCACAAAAAGACAAGAGGCAGUUUUGAGAAGCGUCGAAUGUAUAAACUCUUAUAUUCUGUUACUCCAGUCAUGACUUCUCUAACACAUUAAAACUCACUGGCAAGUA